Messenger RNA from Chinchilla lanigera (long-tailed chinchilla), 2064 nucleotides. Its product is annotated as nascent polypeptide-associated complex subunit alpha, muscle-specific form-like. The record is from RefSeq and is a predicted model, not a curated record. NCBI's taxonomy places the organism in Eukaryota, Metazoa, Chordata, Mammalia, Rodentia, Chinchillidae. The transcript is spliced from 6 exons. The coding region runs from base 67 to 2064 and encodes 665 amino acids.
CCCUGGAAACCCCAGCACUGAGCCGGCCGGGAGCAGGGCCUGUGCUCGCUGGGCCCCUCCCUGCAGAUGGCCGAGGCUACGGGCCUCAUCCAGGGCGCGCCCUCCAUGCUGCAGAGCCGGGUGGCUGCCCUUCCUGCCACCCUGCCCGCCUCGCCCGCCCGGGGUCAGACGAAGCUGAGGCCUGGCCGGCUGAGGCUGCUGCUCCCGCCCACGGAGGGAGACUGGGGAGGAAGUCUUUCCCAAGAGCCCCCUGUCUGUGACUCAAGCCCCUCUGCCCGGCCCCAGGAGCCAAGAGGGGAGGUGGCAGGCCGAGGAGGACCGGGCUGCCGCGGGCACACGGUCCCCGUCCCUGCACGCCCGAGCCCCGGGCACCCGCCGCUACCCAGCGCAGGGCGGAGGCUCAGGAUCUGGAAGCCCCGCCCCCGCGCUCUCAGCUCCAGUGCGCAGGCGCUGGGCCUGAUGGAUGGACGCCGCCACUACACCUGCCCACACCCGGGCCCUGCGACCCACUUCUGGACAAGGCCACCCUGGCGUGGGCGGCACCAGGAGCACCGCUCAGAGCUGCGGGGGCCAAGCCUGGCUGGGCGGGGAAAGGCCUCUGAGACCGGCGCCCUGCAGACCCUGCCAGCUCUGUCCCCCGCGGCCCUGGACCUGAAUAUAAAUGGCCACGGGGAGGAGGCGGGGACUUGUGUGAGCCCCGUCGCCCCUCACUCUGACACACCCUCCUGCCUGGAGCGGCAGUGGGCAACCGUGUCAGAGACUCCGGCUCUUCUGGCCAGAGUCUCCGGCCCCAAGUGUGGAUCCAUCAAAACUGUCUUUCCAAGAACCCCCGAGCCUCAGGGCCAGCCCAGGCCUGCGAACCCCUGCGCAGAAGACCUAGGGGCUGAGGCAGGGCUGCCUUCAGGGGAAGUGGACCAGGCCUGGCCCAGGCCACAGACAAACACCCGGGUGCAGACCCCACGGCGGUGUGGCCCUGCCUGCCUGGGAGACCCCGCACGCACAGCCCCCGCUGGCUGGAGUCUGCGCACAGAGGUGGCCCCAGCCACCGGCCGGUCCCGACCUCCGCCCGCCGGCCCUCGGCCUCCCUCUCUCCUCCGGCUCGGUGCCUGUGUCCUGGGGUCCCCACGCCGCGCUGAAGCAAACGCGGAGUCGAGCUCCCAAGGUCCCUGUGCCCCGGCACCCGGCCCGCCCGCCCGCCGCGGCGCGUCGGUGUUUCAGGAAGAAAGCCGCAGAGGUCCCCGGAGGGCAGGGAGGGGCCGAGCCGCCCCAGCCGCGCGGCGCGCACCUCCACCCCACCCGUGCACCUGCCGAGGACCGAGGGCUGGAGGAGCGCGGCGCCCUCUGGUCCGGCCCGCUGGGUCACACCGCGGACCCGCUGGGCGCCCCGCCGACGCGGGCCGUAAGCGAGGCGCAGGGCGCAGGUGCCCUGGAGCAGCUGGGGCGAGCAAGCGUGCGGACGACGCGCGUGUGCUGAGUGUGCCCGAGGGCGUGGCGGGCGGGCCGAGCGCGCCCCGCUCCGCCUUCGCGGGCCAGGCGCGCCCCCUACUGGCCGCUCCGUGCUCCCGCCGGGAGAGGCAGCGCCGGGAGUGCUUGGAAGAACCCUCCCUGCCCCCAGGCUUCCCCACCCCGGCUGUCCCCGGGCCUGGCCGGGAGCCCGGGCACCGUCAGGUCGGCCCGCCUGUCAAGAACUCCACCCGGGGAUUCCUGGCCAGUGCGUUUUCCCCAGCACGGGGCCCAGGUCCCGCCCAAAGAGCUCGCUGCUCAGCGGUGGCAGGAGGAGGGACAGGGAAGCGCCCGGGAACACAGCACAGACCCAGCCCUCGGGUGACAGGGACAGACGAGUGGGACGUAUCACUGCCCCCACCAGCGGGACACAAGGUCCUUCCCUCCCGUCCCCCACCAGGGAGGCCAGGCAGCUGCGCGCUCGGUGGGGACGUGGAGCUCGAGGCCGGCGCAGGCAGGGCCGGGCUGCCCGAGGGCUGCACUGGGGAGGGACAGAGACGGGAGCUGGGAGCCCGGCACCUAUGUCUUCCGCGCCCGGAGGCCAUUCUGGGACGGCGGUGA